GGCGGCACUCGAGGCUUGUUCGCGGGCGAAGGCAGAGGCGAGGCGCGCGCGGGUUUCCUCAGCUCGUUACGCGACGGGGGCAGCCUCCGGAGGAGCGCCGAGGUGACAACUUGCUCGUCCGCUCCACCAACGUCCCUGCCCGCCGCCGUCGUCGUUCUCGGAGGAAGCAGCCGCAGGAGCCGCCGCCAACCAGAAGCACACGGUAACCAUGAGUGAUCGAAAGGCCGUGAUAAAGAAUGCAGAUAUGUCUGAGGAGAUGCAGCAGGACUCUGUGGAGUGUGCUACACAGGCCUUGGAAAAAUACAACAUUGAGAAAGAUAUUGCUGCCCACAUAAAGAAGGAGUUUGACAAGAAAUACAAUCCUACUUGGCACUGCAUUGUGGGAAGAAAUUUUGGCAGCUAUGUGACUCAUGAGACCAAACACUUCAUCUACUUCUACCUGGGUCAAGUUGCCAUUCUCCUCUUCAAAUCCGGUUAGAACAUGGGACUGUUCCACCCCAAACAUGCAUUUGGUUACAGGACUGCACGCUAAUUCCAAAUAGACUGAAGUCUUCAGCCUUCCCCAGGGAACAUACCUUGAUCUUCAAGCCUUUUGUUGUUUUAAUGGACAGGUACUCCUCUGUACCAUUUUGUGUUUUUGUUGUGGCCAUAAAAAAAUAGCAAAAAAGUAAUCUUGUAUGUAUUUUCUUUACAAAAAGCAACCCACAAGUCCUAAUUUUCUAAUAAAACCUUUGGGCAUACAUUCA
Messenger RNA from Podarcis raffonei (Aeolian wall lizard), 746 nucleotides. RefSeq names its product dynein light chain LC8-type 1 (gene DYNLL1). Bases 209 to 478 code for a protein of 89 amino acids. The record is from RefSeq and is a predicted model, not a curated record. Lineage: Eukaryota; Metazoa; Chordata; Lepidosauria; Squamata; Lacertidae. Gene Ontology annotation, molecular function: dynein light intermediate chain binding; dynein intermediate chain binding. Gene Ontology annotation, biological process: cilium assembly; microtubule-based process. The transcript is spliced from 3 exons. Gene Ontology annotation, cellular component: cytoplasmic dynein complex.